AUGGAGGUGUGUGUCAUUGCCAAGUGCACAUAUAAGUCGGAAACCAUUAUGUUUUCAGUUUCAUCAGAGUCAUCCAUGGUUGAUAUUUUGAAGACUUUGUGUCUAAGGUUUAAGGGUUUGCAGUUGGGUUGUUUUACGUUACGGUAUUCGCUGCCCAGUUAUCCGAGUUGUUUUCUAGAAACGGAUAGCGAUUUGGACAUGAUGAGGUCAUUUUUGUUUGUAUCAAAUGAGAAGAGUGUUGAUAUUUUAGUGAAGGAUUUAUGCGGGAGCAGUGAAUAUAGUGGUGAUUUUUGUGCAAAUAAGGAGUUGAUAGCAUGUGAAAAGGGCGAGUCGUCGUGUUCUAGUACUGUCGAAGACAGAAAUGAAUUUUUGGGCAGGUCGAAGAGAGCAAGUGCUAAGCCUUUGUUGUCGAAUGAGUGGGAGACGUACAUACAUCAUGUAGGGCAGAAGUUUGACGGUGGUGCAGAGGAGUUCCGUUUGAAAUUGUGCAAGUACGCUCUUGAAGUAGGAUUUAAUUUUUUAUAUGCCGGCAAUGACAAGAAGCGGGUGGUUGCUAUUUGUUCGAAUAAGAAAUUGGAGGGUUGUAGCUGGCGUGUUUAUGCUUCUCGUUGUGAAGCUACUGGCUGUUUUGUAAUUCGGACAUUAAAUAAUGUGCAUACAUGUGUGGGUCGGAUACGGGAAUCAAAGAGUAAGAUGAUGAAGUCUCGUGUGGUGUCCUCCCUCAUUGUGGACAGAAUUCGUGCAAAACCAGAGCUGAAGCCAGUUGAGAUUAUACACGAGUUCAAAGAUUAUUAUGGUAUAGACAUUUCAUACUACCAUGCAUGGUUUGGCAAAGAGUUAGCUAAAUUGAACGUUCACGGUGAUGAGUCGAAGUCCUUCAACGAGUUAGUGUGGUAUGCGGACGCCGUAAAGGAAACUAACCCUGGUUCUCUCUGCACUCUUGAAUGUGAAGCUGGAAUUAAUCGCUUUAGACGGUUUUUUGUGUCGUUUGGCGGUUGCAUUGCUGGAUUUCAAUAUUGCAUACCCUUGUUGUUCGUUGAUGCUACGUUUUUGAAGAGCAAGUACAAGGGGCAGCUUCUCUGUGCUUCCGGAAAGAAUGGAAAUCAAGGGUUUUAUCCUCUAGCUUUUGGAGUUGUUGAUUCUGAGACAGAGGAGAAUUGGACUUGGUUUCUUCAACAUUUGGCUUCUAUUUUGCUACCGAUGGGGAGAGUGGUGACCUUUUUUUCGGAUCGCAAUCAAGGUUUGUUAAAUGCAACGGGGUUUGUGUUUCCUGGAUGGCCUCAUUCUUACUGUUACUAUCACCUCAAACAGAAUUUGAUAUCGAAGUACCCGAAGUCAGGUUAUGGGAAAUUGCUCCAAGACCGUGUUAUCAAUUUAUUUAGUAGGUGCGCAUAUACUAUUACAGAGGAAGAGUUUACGAUAGCAAUGGAGGAGUUGGUGAUUGUUGGGAGUUCGUAA
This is a messenger RNA of Prunus mume (Japanese apricot), 1458 nucleotides long. RefSeq lists its product as uncharacterized. The record is from RefSeq and is a predicted model, not a curated record. Gene Ontology annotation, molecular function: zinc ion binding. Lineage: Eukaryota; Viridiplantae; Streptophyta; Magnoliopsida; Rosales; Rosaceae.